Molecule: messenger RNA, 1399 nt
Organism: Arachis ipaensis
Lineage: Eukaryota; Viridiplantae; Streptophyta; Magnoliopsida; Fabales; Fabaceae
Source: RefSeq, a predicted model, not a curated record
UUCCUCGGACUUUUCCUCCCUCAUUCGUGGAAUAAUGAAACUAUUCUCUUCAAAAUGGCAAAUUCAAAAUUGAACACAAACAUCGCUAAACAAAUAUCUGCAACUUGUGAAUAACACUUCAGUAUAAAUUGCGCCAACUCCCACCUACUCUGCUCACACCCAUCAAGAUUCUAGUUAAUUCAACAUGAAGUACGUCGUUUUAGCAAGGUCAACGGCACGAGCUCUAUUCACCGGUGGCCGGAUCUACCACCGCCAAUUCUCCACGGUGACGAUCGCCAGACAACUGGAGAACGUGGAGGCGACACACCACCAUGGUGGAAGCGCCUUCGGCGGAAGCGGAAGCUUCUGGUGGCGGAAGAUGUCCUCCCUGCCUGAGAUAAAGGAUCAGCAUCACUCAGAAGAGAAGAAAAAGGAGGACACCACCACCACCACCAACAACGAGAACGGCGUUGUUUCGAGUUACUGGGGGAUCACGAGGCCUAAGGUUCAGAGGGAAGAUGGUACCGAAUGGCCUUGGAACUGUUUCAUGUUUGUCCUGUGAAUAUGUGAUAACUGAUGUAUGCCACUUUCAGCCAUGGGACACUUAUCGCGCAGAUGUGUCCAUAGAUGUGAAGAAACAUCACGUGCCAAAGACGUUUUCGGACAAGGUUGCCUUCAGGAGUGUCAAAUUUCUCAGGGUUCUCUCAGAUUUGUACUUCAAGGAGCGGUAUGGAUGCCAUGCCAUGAUGCUAGAAACAAUUGCAGCUGUGCCAGGAAUGGUGGGAGGGAUGUUGUUACACCUCAAGUCACUAAGGAAGUUCCAACACAGUGGCGGUUGGAUCAAGGCACUGCUUGAGGAAGCAGAGAACGAGAGGAUGCACCUCAUGACCAUGGUUGAGCUUGUGAAACCAAGCUGGCACGAGAGGCUUCUUGUUAUUACUGCUCAGGGAGUUUUCUUCAAUGCCUUCUUUGUGUUCUACCUUCUCUCACCAAAGGCCGCACACAGGUUUGUUGGUUAUUUGGAAGAAGAAGCUGUGAUCUCUUAUACACAGCACUUGGAUGCAAUUGUAAGUGGCAAGGUUGAGAAUGUCCCUGCUCCUGCCAUUGCCAUUGAUUAUUGGAGGCUUCCAAAGGACGCAACUCUCAAGGAUGUUAUUACUGUCAUUCGUGCUGAUGAGGCUCACCAUAGGGAUGUUAAUCACUUCGCUUCUGAUAUUCACCAUCAAGGAAAGGAAUUGAAGGAGGCUCCAGCUCCUAUUGGUUAUCACUGAGUCAUUAUUUUUGCUUUAUAAACGAUUUAUGUAUCCAAAGGUUAAAUAAAAUGUAUUCCCAGUGUGCAUUUUCGGACCAAAUAAUUCAUUAAUUAAUUCUUAAUUCUAACAUAGGAGUCAUAUAAUUGACUGAGUGCCUCGUCUCACUC